UAUUGAUAAAAUUCGAGAGGCGUGUGAAGAAUUAAAUGAUAUAGCUAGUAUGGAAAAUUUUUGUAAAGGGAUUGAAGAUGUUUAUAUAAAUAAAUAUACUUGGAAAUGUGCCCUUUUGGCUGCUGGAAGUGCUUUAAAAGCAAUGGAAGCUGUUCUAGAAUAUAAUAAAAAUUUAACUAAAGAAAAACAAAGAAUUGAAGAAGAUUCCGAAUAUUUAAAUAUACCCGCCCCAAAUUCUUUUGCGGCUAUUCGCCCUCCAGGACAUCAUGCUUCGGCGGAAACUUCUUGUGGUUUUUGUAUAUUUAAUAAUGUUGCUAUUUGUGCUAAAAAGGCGAGACAAAUGGGUGUUGAAAGAGUUUUUAUUUUGGAUUGGGAUGUGCAUGCGGGACAGGGUACUCAAUAUUGUGUCGAAGGUGAUCCAGGAAUUUUAUUAGUAUCUGCUCAUCGAUAUGAAAAUGGGCAAUUUUGGCCUGAACUUUCAGAAUCUGAUAUUUUUAAUGAAUACAAAAACACAAUAAAUAUUCCUUUAAAUGAAAUUGCUUAUGGGGAUGCUGAAUAUUCUGCUUUAAUGCAUUUCCUUAUUCUUCCAUUAAUUCAGCAAUGGCAACCUGGACUAAUACUUGUUUCUUGUGGUUUUGAUGCUGGAAUUGGAGAUCCUCAAGGGGAAAUGGAAGUUAGUCCAGCUGGUUUUGGAUAUAUGACUAGUUUAUUGGCUAAUUUGGGAAUACCUUUAUGUUUGGUAUUAGAAGGUGGUUAUUUCCUCGAAAGUGUUGUACAAGGAACUCGUUUUUGUAUGAAAGCUCUUUUAAAUAGGACUCCUCCAGUUGUCAAUUUUUGUCAUCGACCGCCUUCCCCAAUAUUUCUUGGAACUCUUUAUAAUGCCUUACAAACAUUUAAACAUCGAACAAUCAACAACAAUUUCCCUUUAUUUAAUUCAUUUAUUCAUCAAUUAAAUACGCUUAGAUGUGCACUUUGUUCAGCUACAGAUAGAAGAAAAAGACGUGAAUUGGCACCUAUUGGAGAAAUGGAAAACGGCAAAUCAGGCAAUAAAGAAGGAGAAUUCCCUUCUUCCCCUUAUUUUGGUGAUCGAAAAUCUGUACAAAUAGCCUUAGCAACAAAUACAUAUCCAACUAGAGGACAAUACCCUCCACGAGUUCCUGCAAUUGAAAAACAAUUUUCUCUCCGUUUAAAACAAUUAAUUGAGCAGUAUUCAUUAAAUACACAAUAUGAAAGAGCCGUUCUUGAUUUUGAAUUAGAUAUUAAUGGAAAACUUUUAUUAAUAUUACCUAAUGGAAUUGUUAAACAAAAUGGGGCAAAUAAUAAUUUUAAAGAAUUACUUCAAUUUAAUAAUUGUCAGCAAUUUUUGCUUUUAUAUUUUUAUGUACUUUUACCAUUGAAUUUUACUUAUAUUGAUGUUAAACUUUCAAAAAAUAAAUUACCAUUAUGUUCUAGUCAACUUGAUAAAUUAAUUAAUUUAAUUAAAAAUAUAGAAGAAAAUAAUAAAUUAAUUAAUGGAUAUAAUAAUGAAAAAGAAAAAUAUAUUACCGAUUUGGAAAGAAUUUUGGAUGUUUUUGCACAAAUGAAGCCUUUCUUUUUAUUUUAA
Messenger RNA from Meloidogyne enterolobii, 1603 nucleotides. Lineage: Eukaryota; Metazoa; Nematoda; Chromadorea; Rhabditida; Meloidogynidae. The record is from the annotation of a GenBank genome assembly.